AUGGAAAUUGCUGAAUUACUUUUAAAUCAUGGAGAUAACAUUACCGCUAGUAACGAUGAAGGUGUUACACCACUGUAUUGUGCCGUUCGAAGUGGACGUGUAGAUGGUGUUAAGAUGCUUAUUGACAGAGGUGCUUACGUCAAUGGUAAAACUCGAGAUGGCACAACUCCGCUUCACAAUGCGAUGGAAUAUAAGAAAAUGGUAAUUGCUGAAUUAUUUUUAAAUCACGGAGCUGACGUUGAUGCCAGGGAUAAGUCAGGUGUUACACCACUGUAUUGUGCUGUUCGAAGUGGACGUGUAGAUGGUGUUAAGAUGCUUAUUGACAGAGGUGCUUACGUCAAUGGUAAAACUCGAGAUGGCAAAACUCCGCUUCACAAUGCGAUGGAAUAUGAGAAAAUGGAAAUUGCUGAAUUACUUUUAAAUCACGGAGCUGACGUUGAUGCCAGGGAUAAGUCAGGUAUAACCUUAUAUUGCAGCUGA
Molecule: messenger RNA, 480 nt
Organism: Pseudomyrmex gracilis
Lineage: Eukaryota; Metazoa; Arthropoda; Insecta; Hymenoptera; Formicidae
Product: putative ankyrin repeat protein RF_0381
Exons: 3
Coding region: 1-480 (159 amino acids)
Biological process (GO): positive regulation of protein catabolic process; protein ubiquitination
Molecular function (GO): protein binding
Source: RefSeq, a predicted model, not a curated record